This is a messenger RNA of Drosophila arizonae, 922 nucleotides long. RefSeq names its product guanylate kinase. NCBI's taxonomy places the organism in Eukaryota, Metazoa, Arthropoda, Insecta, Diptera, Drosophilidae. Gene Ontology annotation, biological process: purine nucleotide metabolic process. The record is from RefSeq and is a predicted model, not a curated record. Gene Ontology annotation, molecular function: GMP kinase activity. Gene Ontology annotation, cellular component: cytosol.
UCCAUCACUAAUUGAGAGCCCAACAAAGUUGCUUAGCAACGUUGCCCAUCGACGGGUUAAUUUAGCCAAACUAGUUAGCUUUCGGCCGCAAUUAUGAUAAGCUUUUUAUUCAUUGUUAAUCGUGCGUUCAGCAGCGCCAGUAGCACAGUGAUGGCACAAGCAGCUACUGGGCCACGUCCGCUCGUGUUGUGCGGCCCCUCGGGCUCGGGCAAAAGCACAUUGCUGAAACGUUUAUUUGCCGAAUUUCCGGAUACGUUUGGCUUCAGUGUUUCGCACACCACUCGCCGGCCGCGCGAAGGCGAGGAGCAUGGCGUCCACUACUAUUUCGUGGACCGGGACGUUAUGGAGCAGGCCAUCGCCAAUGAUGAGUUCAUCGAAACGGCAGAAUUCACUGGGAACAUGUAUGGCACAAGCAAGGAGGCCGUGCGUGAGAUCCAGAACCAGGGCCGCGUCUGUAUAUUGGACAUUGAACAGAAGGGCGUGGAACAGAUCAAGAAAACCGAUCUCAAUCCCAUCUUGAUCUUUAACAAUCCACCGACUAUCGACGAGCUUGAGCGACGUUUGCGUAAACGCAACACCGAAACGGAGGAGACGCUGGCCAAGCGGCUCAAUGCGGCGCAGGUGGAAAUUGAAUACGGUCUGACACCAGGAAAUUUCCACAAGAUCAUACACAAUGUGGAUAUCGAUGUUGCCUACGAGGAGUUCCGCGACUUUGUCGUCGAAGAGCUGAAGAAGCAGGAGGCGAUGGGCGUGCGCUUCAAUUAGUCUCAGCUCUUAAUUUGAUAUCUUCACUACAGGCAUUUAAACUUACUCAAUUAAUCCGUAUUUAUUGUGUGCAAUUGUUGUUGUUGUUAAUCUUAAGCAGAAAAUUUGUAAACAAUAAAGCAAACAAGUCCAAGAGGCUUUUUGCAAUUACAAUUUA